AUGUGUUGCAUUGUGCUAUGUUCUGCUCUGCCGCUGGACGGCUGGUACGACUACUUACCUCUCUUCUGCCCCUCAGUGACAUCGUUCUCACUUCCACCAGCCCUGUCCGCCAUGGGCUCCAAAGUCUCCACGUCGGCUUCGGCGUAUCCAGCGUCGCGGCACUUGGCGCUGCUGGGCGAUUCCACCAUCGACAACGCCGGCUGGGUGCCCCGCGGCGAGCCCUGCGUGACGGACCAGGUCCGGGAGCUUGAACCCAAUGUCACCAUGUGUGCCCGUGAUGGGGCCCUGAUCGCCGCGGUGCGUCGCCAGUCCCUGGAGCUGCCGGAGAGUUGCACCGACGUGGUGGUCUCGGUGGGGGGCAACAACGCCACGGCGGCCACCACCACGGUGCUGGGAGGCGACGUGCCCAGUAGCGUGGAAGAGGCGUUGUGUCGAUUGUACACCUUUGCACAAGCCUUUGAAGCCGAAUUUGACAUUGAAAUGACGGAACUGGCUCGCAGCAUUGGCCCAUCGCGGCGUUUGGUGAUCUGUUCCUGCUACAACCCCUGCUUCGCGCCUUUUAACGUCACCACCGUGUCUCAGCCCGUGGCGAACCUGGCGUUGAGCGUUUUGAGCGACGCCGUGCUACGUGUGGCCACGCGCUUGAGAGCACCGGUCAUUGACCUGCGGCGAGUCAUGACCAAGGUGGAGGACUUUGCCAAUCCCAUCGAACCCAGCAGUUUGGGCGGUGCAAAGAUUGCGGCUGAGAUCGUGCGGGUCGUGCGGACACAUCCCUUUGAGUUCGGAACGGUGGUCUACCCCAAGGACUAUGCGGACUCUGAGCUCGUACAGCCCUUGGCACCAGAGGUUUUAGCCUGGCAGGGCCUAGCGACAGGGGACUCCUUACGUGGAGCUGGGAGCUGA
Messenger RNA from Durusdinium trenchii, 903 nucleotides. The record is from the annotation of a GenBank genome assembly. Lineage: Eukaryota; Dinophyceae; Suessiales; Symbiodiniaceae.